UAUUGCACCCUUCUGCUCAUCAGAGUUGUUCGUCCUUCGUAACAAUACAGAUCAUUCAAACCCUCCCACACAGAGACUCAAGGGAAGUUACAUAUUUAUCACAAGCCCAGAAUUGGAUUCAAUGGUCUGGUAUUGUUGCUCUGGAUGCUCUGCUGCAAAGUCCAUUCAGAGUAGUUCAAUGUAACCAGGUACAUCAUCCCUGAGAUACCAAUAUACAACAUUGUGUCACAAACAAGAGAAAAUCUGCAGUUGCUAGAAAUCCAAGCAACACACACAAAAUGCUGAAGGAACUCAGCAGGCCAGGCAGCAUCUGUAGGACAAAAAAAUACAGUCAAUGUUUCAGUCCAAAAACAUUCGGCAAGACUGGAGACAAAAAAGAUGAGGAGCAGAGUUAAAAGGUGGGGAUAAGGGAGAGAGAAAACAAGGUGAUGGGUGAAUCUUGAAAGCGAGGAAUGAAGUAAAGAGCUGGGAAGAUUGCUGAAAGAGAGAGAAGGCCAUGGAAGAAAGAAAAGAGGGGAGGAGCACACGGCAGAGGUGAUGGGUGGGCAAUGUGAGAGAAGAAAAAGGGGAGGGGAACUGGUGAGGGGGGCAUUACCAGACAUUCAAGAAUUUGACGUUCAUGCUAUCAGUUUGGAAGCUACCCAGAUAGAAAAUGUUGUACUUCCAAGCUAAGUGUGGCCUCAUUGCAUUGUAUGAUUUUUAUUUAAGAAGCAAACUUGAUCUAAUCAGAGUUCUAUAGUAAGACUGAAUCUGAAAGAACUUAAUACAUUUACACUGCAUGAGAAAUUGGAUGAUACAGUGUGAAGUCCAACUGCCACACUGUACCAGACAGUGACGGGUACAGAAUGAAUCCCGCACUCUCACACUGUACUAGAGAGUGACAGGUACUGAAUGAACCCCACACUCUCACACUGUACCAGAGACUGACAGAUACGGAAUGAACCCCCACUUUCACACUCUACCAGAGACAGACGGGUAAAGACAUUCUGUUGUUUAACAAACAUGGACAACCCUCAUUACCACCUCAGUAGCACCACUUUGACCACUUCAUAAUGCAAUGGGCUCUUGUUGAAAUUCUGCUACCUCUUUAUAAUUCUGUAGAGUAUGUUUUUAUUUUGUAAAUGUUGUGUCUCCAAUACUGUGUGUCUUUGAAUCUGCUGUAAGCCAGUUGUAUAUAACAAUAAACAACUUUCACCCUCACUCUAAAAUGGGUCUCUCAUGAUGACUUUCGAUCUCCUGCUGCCAUGUUUCAUUACAUAAAUGUUUCAUACUUUCAAGUGUGUGUUUUUCUCAUACCUUCUGCUUUUCUAUCAGAUACGAUAGGUUGAAUGGCCGAAUACUGCGCCUGUACUUUAUGAUCCAUUUUGUAUUUUCGAUUUCCUUCCUGCCGAAUUACCCAACAGCGGCAACUCCCAGCGAUCAGCGCCAGUUCCCAGUCCACGGUGUUACCCAAAGCGACAAUGGGCAGUGGAGAGAGACAAAGCAGGUUCACCCCGAUACUGGCAUCUCCUCCAAGGCCAUGAGCAUCAUGAACUCGCUCGUGAACAAUAUCUUCGAGCGUAUCGCGGGUGAGGCUUCCCGCCUGGCCCAUUACAACAAGUGGUCAACCAUCACUUCCCGGGAGAUCCAGACCGCCGUGCACCUGCUGCUGCCCGGGGAGCUGGCCAAGCACGCCGUGUCCGAAGGGACAAAGGCGGUGACCAAGUACACCAGCUCCAAGUGA
Messenger RNA from Hypanus sabinus (Atlantic stingray), 1723 nucleotides. RefSeq names its product late histone H2B.L4-like. The coding region runs from base 1355 to 1723 and encodes 122 amino acids. NCBI's taxonomy places the organism in Eukaryota, Metazoa, Chordata, Chondrichthyes, Myliobatiformes, Dasyatidae. The record is from RefSeq and is a predicted model, not a curated record. Gene Ontology annotation, cellular component: nucleosome. The transcript has a single exon. Gene Ontology annotation, molecular function: structural constituent of chromatin; DNA binding; protein heterodimerization activity.